Nerophis lumbriciformis (worm pipefish) is the source of this 930-nucleotide messenger RNA. The record is from RefSeq and is a predicted model, not a curated record. Lineage: Eukaryota; Metazoa; Chordata; Actinopteri; Syngnathiformes; Syngnathidae.
AUGAUGGCAGGCUUCUUUUGGACGAGAUGUGUCAACAGGACCUUCACGCGUGCAUCCUGGACUAAAGACAUCCGAAUUCGAACGGCUAACCGCUUUUACUGGUCAACGUCGAAAAGAAGGCUCACCAAUGUUCUCACAAAUGGAAGCGCUCCGUUUCUGCUGGGCCUCCCAACACUAUCGUGCCUGACUUAUGGAGCUUAUCACACGUUACGCAAUUCACCGGUGGUCCUCGCUUUAGAAAAUGAGGAGGUUCUUGAGCAGGCUGACUACCUUUACAGCUGUGCAGAGACGCACAAGCUAUACCAGCUCUUACUACAGUACAAAAACAGCGAUAACGCCGAAUACUUGUGGAGGCUUGCUAGAGUGUCCCGCGAUGUGUCGGUGUUGCCCGAAACUGACGAGGGACGGAAGAAACAGCUGAUGUAUGAGGCCUUUGAAUAUGCAAAAAUGUCUUUGGAGAAAGAUGACAAGUGUUUUGCAGCACACAAAUGGUAUGCAAUAUGUCUGAGUGAUGUUGGGGAGUAUGAGGGAGUCAAGGUUAAGAUAGGAAACUCCUAUGUAAUCCGGGAACAUCUGGAGCGAGCCCUUGAGCUCAAUCCCAAAGAUGCAACAACUUUACACAUUUUGGGUUACUGGUGCUUUACCUUUUCGGAACUACCGUGGUAUCAACGUAAAGUGGCGGCAGUUGUUUUCGCGUCACCUCCCACAUCUACUUAUGAAGAAGCUUUGCAAUUCUUCCUGCAAGCUGAACAAGUGGAUCCAAACUUCUACAGUAAAAACCUCCUGAUGGUGGGGAAGACUUACAUGGCUAUGAAGGACGAGCAGAAAGCCUUGCUCUGGCUAAACAAAGCUAAAGAUUACCCCCCACGCACGCACGAGGACAAAGAGGUCCAUAAAGAAGCCAUUGACCUGUUAAAGAAGUUCAGAUAA